Messenger RNA from Brassicogethes aeneus, 3849 nucleotides. The record is from the annotation of a GenBank genome assembly. NCBI's taxonomy places the organism in Eukaryota, Metazoa, Arthropoda, Insecta, Coleoptera, Nitidulidae.
GCACUGCGGACCAAGACCAUCACGAUCGGCCGGUUUACAUAAUAAAGGAAAAGUGCGUGAAAUAUUCGAAAAACCGACGAAAGUGCGUAAUUUUUGGUGUUCAAGUUUCUUUUUGUAUCUAUUAAGUGUAGUUUCGUAUAGUAGUUGUUCGUGUCGUAACAGUAUUUAUUUUAUAUUUCGUGUUAAUACGGUGAAUAAUUUUGUGUAUACAUAAAUUAAUUUAAGUGGAUAGUGUAACAUAAAACUAUGUCUCAAUCAAUGAAAAAAAGGUUUCCUUCUUUAACCAGUAUUCAAGACUCAAUGGAGUCUGACGGAAAUACGUCUUUUUUACGCGCAGCGCGCAACGGCCAACUUGACAAGGUUUUAGAGCACCUGAAAUCGAAUAUCGACAUCAACACCAGUAAUGCGAAUGGCCUGAACGCUCUCCACUUGGCCUCAAAAGACGGUCAUGUAGAAAUAGUCGAGGAGCUACUCAAACGGGGGGCUGUCGUGGACGCCGCCACUAAAAAAGGAAAUACAGCGCUCCACAUAGCCUCUCUAGCGGGUCAAGAGGAUGUUGUCAAACUACUAGUCAAUCAUGGUGGUUCAGUCAAUGUACAAAGUCAAAAUGGCUUCACGCCGCUUUAUAUGGCCGCUCAGGAGAACCACGACAAUGUCGUCAAGUAUCUUCUUGCCAAUGGAGCCAACCAAAGUCUUUCAACUGAGGAUGGUUUUACACCGCUUGCUGUUGCUAUGCAACAAGGCCACGAUAAAGUAGUAACAGUUCUUCUAGAAAAUGAUACUCGAGGCAAAGUUAGAUUACCAGCUUUGCACAUAGCAGCAAAAAAAGAUGAUGUUAAAGCUGCAAAGCUUUUAUUAGAAAAUGAGCAUAAUCCUGAUGUGACAUCAAAAUCAGGCUUCACCCCUCUCCAUAUAGCCUCGCAUUAUGGUAAUCAGCAAAUAGCAAAUCUUUUAAUUCAAAAAGGUGCAGACGUUAACUAUUCUGCUAAACACAAUAUUACGCCGUUACAUGUGGCGGCCAAAUGGGGAAAAACCAACAUGGUUUCGACCCUAAUAGAAAAUGGAGCUACAAUAGAAUCAAAAACCAGGGAUGGUCUAACUCCACUACAUUGUGCAGCAAGAAGUGGACAUGAGCAAGUUGUUGAUAUGCUGUUGGAGAGAGGAGCGCCGAUAAGUUCAAAAACAAAGAAUGGUUUAGCGCCACUUCACAUGGCCGCUCAAGGAGAUCAUGUCGAUGCAGCGAGAAUUCUGCUCUAUCAUAGAGCUCCAGUGGACGAAGUGACAGUCGAUUACCUAACUGCCCUUCAUGUUGCCGCUCACUGCGGCCACGUAAGAGUAGCAAAGUUGCUUUUGGAUAGACAGGCAGACGCGAACGCUCGAGCUCUUAAUGGGUUUACGCCACUUCAUAUAGCCUGUAAAAAGAACCGGAUAAAAGUUGUGGAGCUGCUACUUAAGCACGGAGCCAGCAUUGGAGCCACAACGGAAAGCGGUUUGACCCCAUUGCAUGUAGCGAGUUUUAUGGGUUGUAUGAAUAUUGUAAUAUACUUGUUACAACACGAUGCUAGUCCAGAUGUACCAACUGUUAGAGGAGAAACUCCAUUACAUCUUGCUGCAAGAGCCAACCAGACUGAUAUAAUCAGGAUUCUACUUCGAAACGGUGCUCAGGUGGAUGCAAGAGCUCGUGAACAACAAACUCCCCUGCAUAUUGCUUCUAGAUUAGGAAAUGUCGAUAUUGUAAUGCUUUUAUUGCAACACGGAGCUAAAGUUGAUACUACGACCAAAGAUAUGUACUCUGCAUUGCAUAUUGCCGCCAAAGAAGGUCAAGAUGAAGUUGUCGCUGUAUUAAUAGACAACGGGGCUUUGCUUAAUGCUACCACAAAAAAAGGAUUUACACCCUUACAUCUAGCCGCUAAAUAUGGCCACCUUAAGGUCGCUAAACUUCUACUUCAAAAGGAAGCACCUGUUGACGCCCAGGGUAAAAACGGUGUCACACCUUUACAUGUUGCUUCUCAUUAUGAUCAUCAAAAUGUUGCUUUACUGCUUUUGGAUAAAGGCGCUUCACCGCAUGCAGCUGCCAAAAACGGACAUACUCCGUUACAUAUUGCUGCUAAGAAAAAUCAAAUGGAUAUCGCCAAUACCCUUUUGGAAUAUGGAGCGCAUCCCAAUGCGGAAAGUAAGGCUGGAUUUACUCCUUUACAUCUUAGCGCUCAAGAAGGACACACAGAUAUGACUUCAUUGCUUUUGGAACAUAAAGCAGAUGCAGAUCACCAAGCCAGGAAUGGUUUGACUUCUCUUCAUCUAUGCGCACAAGAAGACAAAGUACCAGCUGCAGAAAUUUUAGUGAAAAAUGGCGCAGAAGUUGAUACAGCAACUAAGGCCGGGUACACACCAUUACAUAUCGCUUGCCAUUACGGGCAGACGAACAUGGUGAAAUUCCUAUUGGCCAAUGGUGCCAACGUUCAAACAACAACGGCUCUAGGCUACACGCCUCUACAUCAAGCGGCUCAACAAGGGCAUACGAACAUUGUCAAUAUUAUGUUGGAGAACAAAGCCGACCCAAAUGUGAUUACCCACAAUGGACAAACUCCUUUAAACAUUGCCGACAAGUUAGGAUACAUAACAGUGAUCGAUACAUUAAAAGUUGUCACUACAGUCACCACAUCACCAAAUGCAACUCCAAAUGGAGAUGAAAAGUACCGCGUAGUAGCGCCAGAAGCAAUGCAUGAAACCUUUAUGUCCGACUCCGAGGAGGAGGGAGGUGAGGAUACCUUGUUAGGUGACCAGACUUACCGGUACCUCACAGCGGAUGAAAUGAAAUCGCUGGGCGACGAUUCCUUGCCCAUCGACGUGACAAGGGACGAAAGGAUCGAUUCCAACAGGAUGGUGGCCAGCGGUGACAGUAACAUGUUGCCCCCGCAAAAUAUCGAGGAUAACAUCAGUCCUGACCACAUCACGCAUAAUUAUGUGGAGUACAUUAAAAAAUACCAGCCCGAUAAUGUGGAUAUUGCCAGACAUCCCAUCAAUAUAGGCUUCUUGGUGUCAUUCCUGGUCGACGCCCGCGGUGGUGCAAUGCGAGGUUGCCGUCAUUCGGGUGUGCGCGUCAUAGUACCGCCAAGAUGUGCAGCAAGCCCGACACGUAUCACAUGUCGAUACGUGCGACCUCAAAGGACACCCCAUCCGCCACCAUUAAUGGAGGGAGAGGCAAUGGCAAGCCGGGUUCUGGAACUUGGGCCCGUGGGAGCCAAAUUUUUGGGACCUGUGAUAAUUGAAGUACCACAUUUCGCUGCUCUAAGAGGAAAAGAACGAGAAAUUGUAAUUUUACGUUCAGAUAAUGGCGAGUCAUGGAAAGAACAUACUGUUGAAGCUACCGAAGAAGUGCUCAACGAAGUUUUGCAUGAGAGUUUUGAAGCCGAAGAUCUAAGUCAAAUGGAGGAUAUGUCCUCUGGACGCAUAACACGAAUACUCACCCAGGAUUUUCCGCAGUAUUUCGCUGUGGUGUCCAGAGUUCGGCAGGAAGUUCACGCGAUCGGACCGGAAGGUGGCAUGGUUUCUAGCACGGUAGUUCCGCAGGUCCAAGCUGUGUUCCCUGAAGGAGCGCUUACCAAGAAGAUCAAAGUAGGGCUUCAGGCCCAACCGAUUGAUCCAGAGUUGACAGCCAAACUCCUUGGUCACGGAGUAGCAGUAUCCCCUGUCGUGACGGUAGAACCGAGACGACGAAAGUUCCACAAGGCAAUUACGUUAAGCAUGCCUGCUCCAAGAGCUCAUUCGCAAGGAAUGAUCAACCAGUAUUCGGGAUCGGCUCCAACACUACGACUUUUAUGUUCCAUAACGGUAACUGUGAUUGUGUGA